AUGCCACCUCUAUUGCUCCGACCUCAUGCCAGUCUCUCCCACGCCGAAGCUUUGCAGGUAGCUCAACAAGCCCCCGAGUUCCUGCGGAAAAACCCUGCGUCAUACUCAGCAUCUCCAUUGUUCUCGCUAUUCUCUCCUCCAGAAAGCUCCAAGACGUGGACAAUAUACGAAAACCUCUUGCUCGCCUGUCUACGAACUGGUGACUAUACAACGGCGCACCAAUGCCUUGAGAGAUUGGUGGUUAGGUUCGGAGGGAGCGACGACCGCAUUGAAGCGCUCAAGGGCCUGGUGAAGGAGGCCGAGGCGACCGACAACAGCGAGCUUGAAAAGGUGUUGAAAGAAUACGAGGCUAUCUUGGCCAAUGACAACACGAACGUCCCAAUCUCGAAGAGGAGAAUAGCGCUGCUUCGUGCAAUGGGAAGGACAGCCCAAGCGACCGAAGCGCUGGUGCAAUUCCUCGAUUUCGCAACUACCGACGCCGAGGCCUGGGUAGAGCUCUCAGACCUGUACCUGUCUCAGGGUCUGUACCCGCAAGCCAUCUAUGCUCAGGAGGAGGCACUUGUCAUAGCGCCAAACGCGUGGAAUCUCCAUGCCCGCCUAGGCGAAAUCCAGUUCAUGGCUGCCGAGUCUGCCAGCGAGGGUAACCCUCAAGCGUACCUCGCAGAAAGCUUGAAGCGCUUUUGCCGGAGCAUUGAGCUGUGCGACGAUUACUUACGUGGUUACUACGGACUGAAACGGGUCACCGAUAAACUCCUCGACCCGAGCUCGAAGCCAAAGAAGUCAUCAGAUUCGGAUGAGGUGUCCCUGCCCGAAACCUCGACAAUCGAACAGCUCAACCUGGCUGCGACGAAGAAACUCGGCGAUAUUGUGCGAAAGAACGAUGCCAAGGACCCUCUUUGGCAGGGGUACGACGCUGCAGAAGUGGCAGCUGCCCGUGCCUGUCUUUCUCAAUCUUCACAGGACAUUGUGCGAUGA
This is a messenger RNA of Trichoderma citrinoviride, 975 nucleotides long. RefSeq lists its product as hypothetical. The transcript has 4 exons. Gene Ontology annotation, molecular function: protein binding. Lineage: Eukaryota; Fungi; Ascomycota; Sordariomycetes; Hypocreales; Hypocreaceae. The coding region runs from base 1 to 975 and encodes 324 amino acids. Gene Ontology annotation, cellular component: EMC complex. The record is from RefSeq and is a predicted model, not a curated record. Gene Ontology annotation, biological process: protein folding in endoplasmic reticulum.